GCCGUCUGAGUGUUUGAAGGAUUGGCUGUAAUAGUCAUAAAAUGAUAUGACCAUAACUAAACCAUAGCUAGAACAGACGCUCUUAUAUGGUUGAGACGCUUUUAAUUCUAUUUUUAUUGCUUGUCAUCUCGGACCAACCUUUGCUUAUUAUCAGGUGGCUUUGAAACCGUAAAUUGUUUAGAGCAAGUAAUCGGCUAUCUCUAGAUGUCGCCCUCAUCGCCGGAAUUGUACAAGACACAUGUGUGGAAAGAUUAUGUCUCGAACACAUUCAUGGCAAACGAGACCCAUUUCCCAGACACUACUCAGAAACCAAUCACGACACUAGAUCGAAGGUUCGUCCGGUAUAAAGAACAUGUCGGUCACUUGCCCAAACAGCCUUGGGGGAGGCAUAGGAGCUACGCAGGACUCGGACACAUGGCAGUCCCAGAGCACCUCCGGCCGAAAGCCGAGGCCCCAGUCUUCGUGGCCAAAGGACACAAGCACUUCGGCAGUGGCAUUUUCCCUUUUCCCUCCUUCUUAGACCGCGGAGUUACAAGUAUUGAUGCGAAUGAGAGUGCAAGACGUAGAGGGUAUCCAGAGUCCCCGAUCAAGAGGUCGGCAGAGAUCCCUGCUGCAUCCAAGCGCUACACACCUGCAAAUCCGAUUGUGCAUACCAACAAGUCAGUAGAUGGCCGAUUUAGCCAGGAGAACCUGAACUACCCUGGAAGAAUGAAUCCUCCAAGUACAAUUGAGAAGACAGUGACGUCUGCCAGAACUAUGGACGACAUCAUGGCAAAAUACCGCCAAACAACAAUUGCAGGAUAUCAAAAGUCUAACAAACCAACUAAUAUUGAUUGAAAUCUAUGUAUUAUCUAGUGAGCUCUUUACAUCGAGCGUAUUACCUAGAAUUACAUUGUCGGGGCUUUAAAUUUAAAAUGACACUUGAAGCUAUUCGUUAAAAAGAAGU
Symsagittifera roscoffensis is the source of this 946-nucleotide messenger RNA. RefSeq lists its product as uncharacterized. NCBI's taxonomy places the organism in Eukaryota, Metazoa, Xenacoelomorpha, Acoela, Convolutidae. The transcript is spliced from 6 exons. Bases 205 to 837 code for a protein of 210 amino acids. Gene Ontology annotation, cellular component: centrosome. The record is from RefSeq and is a predicted model, not a curated record.